AUGGGAGACACACCUGCUACAGACAAGAGAUACAAGUUUCUUGAAGAAUAUGUUUUAACAACUAUGAAACUGAAACCUGACCGGUGGCUGAAAUGUGUGACAAAUGAUGAAUACAGACAAAUCAUACAGGACUUUUUCGAUCGCUCUGACCAAACUGCGCUUGUUGUGUCGUUAAAUGCAGCAGGGCAAUUGCUACCUUCAUUCGGGUUUCCAGAAAGCUCUAAAAACAAAGCCGUCUAUUUCGUGAAACGUGGCAAAGAUGCGCUCACUCCAGAUUCGAUUAAAAGUAAUUUGUGUUAUGGAGACUUAUCAUAUUCCCCAUUGGAUCAGUUUUCAGCGCUUGUGGAAGAGGUUGUGGUGCCAGUCCUGGCCAAUAACAGUAACCACUGUGAAUGGCCGCAUGUUGUGUCACAAGACAUAAAGCAACACGUCCAUUCUCUGAAGACCAAUGUGUUUGUGGUGGCUGGACAAGUCAAAGGCAAGACUCUCCUCCCGCUGCCUGCAGGAUCAGAGAGAGUGGAGCAAGCAGCUCUGGAGAGGGACAAGAGUGGAGACAUAGUGGACAAAAGCAUCAUCCACUCCAUUGAGUCUGUCGUGAUUGAGUGGAGCCACCAGAUUCGUGAGGUACUGAAGAAGGAUUCAUCUGAGCCACUGCUGGAAGGAAAGAGCCCAGUCCCCCAUGUGGAACUGCUCUUUUGGAAAAACAGGUACGCUGACUUAGAAUGCAUUUACGGGCAGUUCAACUCAACAAAAGUUGGCAAAAUGUCAGAGCUUUUGGAAAAAAUGGAGAGCAGCUAUUACCCUGCAUUUCAAAACAUGUUCCAUGAUGUCCUGGCAGCACUGGAAGAGGCCAAAGACAUCAACAUCUACCUAAAGCCCCUCCAACGACUCUUUGAAAACCUGGAAACUGUGGAGUUUAACGAAGUCAAGAGUCAGAUUGGUCCCUUAAUGCAUAGUGUGUGUCUGACCUGGGCAAACUCCAAAUACUAUAACACCCCUGCCAGAAUCAUUGUACUGCUACAGGAGAUUUGCAACCUCCUCAUACAGCAGGCCCGAGCAUAUCUGAACCCAGAAGAUAUCCUUAAAGGGGAAAUUGAGGAGAGCCUGGCAAAGGUCCAGGCAACCCUGGAGGUUCUGAAUCACUUCAGGCACACCUACGACGAGGUGAAGGGAAAUCUCAGUCAAUACCAGAAGAACGGGCAGGAGCCGAGGACAUGGGACUUCUCCUCCACCAUGGUGUUCGCUGGAAUGGACUGCUUCACUGAAAGAGUGCAGAGCAUUGAGAAUCUGCUUCUGACAGCACUGGAUAUGAUGAAGCUGGAGAAAAUUGAGUUUGGAGGAAUUCGUGGAAAGAUGCUUAGUCAGCAGGUGCUGUGCAUGUAUGAGGAGUUUCUGGAAACUUUCAAAGUUUUUACAGAGAAGUCCUACGACAGCCUGGACACCACUAACGAGGAAUUCAAGACUGAUGUCUGUGAGUUUAAGUGCAAAGUGGAAGACAUGGAUCGGCGUCUGGGUGCAAUCUUUUGCCAGGCUUUUGACGAUGCUUCAGGGUUAGAGCAUGCAUUCAAACUGCUGGACAUGUUUGGAAGCCUUCUCGCUCGUCCCCUGAUUGCUGCUGAUGCUGAGGACCGAUAUCCUCUCCUCGUCAGCAUGUUUGACAGGGACCUGGACUGCUGCAAACUGCUGUACAACAGACAUGUGCAAAGAGAAGAAGAGCUAGGUUACACUCCUGUCAAUAAGAAUAUGCCUGCUGUCGCCGGGGGAUUGAGGUGGGCACAGCAAAUGCAGGAGCGAAUUCAAAAACCGUUUGGAAACUUCCGGAAUAUCACUCAUCCUUGUAUGGAGUCUGCUGAUGGGAAGAGAAUGAUCAAGAAAUUUGAAGAAAUGAUGGAUAUACUGGAAAGAUACUCACAGAAAUUAUAUGACAGCUGGACAGAAACAGUGGGAGAGAAGUCUCAGUACAACCUCAAUCAACCCCUCAUCUCUAGAGACCCUUCAACCAGGCUCAUCACUGUCAAUUUCAACCCCCAGUUAGUGUCAGUGCUGAGAGAGGUCAAGUACCUGGAUUCAAGGCAGACAGAGAAAAUACCAGAGACAGCAGGUGACAUAUACGCCACCAAAGAGUCCUUGCGGCAGUAUGUGGCCAACCUGGAUCUGACUGUUGGCUGGUACAACAAGGUUAUUCGCUCGGUGCUGGAAGUGGAGUUUCCCCUGGUGGAAGGUCAGCUGAGGGCCAUUGACACCCAGCUUAUGCAAGCAGAAGAGGCAGUCAACUGGAGGAGUGAUGGCAUCUGGGACUACAUCCAGCAAGUCCGGGAUGCAGUCCAUGACCUUGAGAGCCGCCUACAGAAGACCAAAGACAAUGUGGGCGAGAUACAAAACAUAAUGAAAACCUGGGUAUCUCCUCUCUUCGAGAGGAAGGAGGGAAAGAAAGACACCCUACUGAACCUGGACGACCGACCAGAUCGACUUGAGAAACGCUACAGUCAAAUUCGUGACUCAGGAAACAGGAUCCAUUCCUUACUAAAGGACAAUUUAGAACUUAUCAAAGCUGACCCUGCCUCAGAGGUGUGGAGAGCAUAUGUGGAGUAUGUGGAUGAAAUGGUCAUAGAUGGGUUCUUCAAUGCCAUUGAGUGUUCCCUAAAGUUCCUCUUGGAUAACACAGACCCCAAGGCUGGUUUGUCCGCUUUGUUUGAAGCUCAGUUAGAACUGCAGGUCCCAGACAUCGUCUUCCGGCCAUCACUGGAGUUUGGGGCCAGUGAUGGCUUUUACGAUUUGGUCGAAGGCAUCAUCAAUGAUAUCUACAGAAGUUCUUCCCUUAUGCCUCGAUUAGCUGAGCACAGCAGUUUCCCUCACUACCAGGCUGACAUGGAAGACAUGGCGGACCUGGCUGAUAUGCGGCAGCUCCUGAUGGACUGCACCCAACAGGCAAUGUCCAAAUGCUGCGAGUAUCGCAACACCUUUGAGCACUAUGCCUACCUGUACGUGGAUGACAGGAAGGAGUUCAUGCGGCAGUUUUUGCUGUACGGUCAUGUGCUCACUAGUGAGGAGAUCCAGGCUCAUGCCGAUGAAGGCGUCCCAGAGCACCCCCCCACAUUGGACAAGUUCAAGGAGCAGGUGGACUCUUAUGAGAAGAUCUACAACGAGGUCCACGCCAUUGAGCCCAUCAAUGUAUUUGAUGGCUGGAUGAGGGUGGACGCCCGGCCCUUUAAGAGCGCCCUGCUCAAUGUCAUCAAGAAGUGGAGCCUGAUGUUCAAGCAGCACCUUAUUGACCAUGUCACACACAGCUUGUCUGACCUGGAAGACUUCAUCAGAGUGGCUGAAGGGGAACUGAGCAGUACAGUGGAGGAGGGAAACUAUAGCAGCCUGGUUAGGAUUAUGGGACACCUGAUGGCUGUUAAAGAAAGACAGACCAACACAGAUAAAAUGUUUGAGCCUCUGAAGCACACUAUAGAGCUGCUUAAGACUUAUGAGCAGGAGCUACCAGAGGAGGUGUACAAACAGCUUGAGGAGCUCCCAGAGAAGUGGACCCAUGUGAAGAAGCAGGCCAUCACUGUCAAGCAGCAGGUGGCCCCCCUGCAGGCCAAUGAAGUGGCUUGCCUCCGCAGGAAGUGUGCCUCCUUUGAUGUGGAGCAACAUUCCUUCAGAGAACGCUUCCGUAAGGAAGGGCCAUUCAGGUUUGAAAGUGAACACCCAUACCAAAUGCUGGACACAGCCCAUAGGCAGAUUCUGGAGAAGGAGUCGACCAUGGCGGGCAUCACUGAGUCCGCAGGACUAUUCGAGGUGAACAUCCCCGACUACAAGCAGCUGAAGCAGUGCCGCAAGGAGGUGUUCAUCCUGAAGGAGCUGUGGGACAUGAUCACCGUGGUGGACUCCAGCAUGAAGGACUGGAAGACCACCAAGUGGCUGGAGAUCGACGUGGAUAACAUGGAGAUGGAAUGCAAGCACUUUUCCAAAGACAUUCGGGGGCUGGACAAGGAGUCUCGGGCCUGGGACGCCUUCUCAGGGCUGGACAGCACAGUGAAGAACAUACUAACCUCCCUGAGAGCCGUGGCAGAGCUGCAGAACCCAGCCAUCCGGGAGAGGCAUUGGCACCAGCUGAUGCAGGCCACGGGGGUUCACUUCACCAUGAACGAUGACACCACUCUGGCUGACCUGCUGAAGCUGAACCUGCACAACUUUGAAGAUGACGUGCGGGGGAUCGUGGACAAGGCUGUGAAGGAGCUGGGCAUGGAAAAGGUCCUGACGGAACUGAACACCAUCUGGACAGGCAUGGAGUUUCAGUACGAGCCACACCACCGCACACAGGUGCCCCUGCUCAGGUCCAAUGAAGAGUUAAUUGAGACUCUUGAGGACAACCAGGUGCAACUGCAGAACCUCAUGUCCUCCAAGUACAUUGCUUUCUUCCUGGAGGAAGUCUCGACCUGGCAGAAGAAGUUGUCCGUAGCUGACUCCGUCAUCUCAAUUUGGUUUGAGGUGCAGAGAACAUGGUCUCACCUGGAGAGCAUCUUUAUUGGCUCAGAGGACAUCCGUUCUCAACUUCCUGAGGAUUCAAAACGCUUUGAAGGCAUCGAUACAGAUUUCAAGGAACUGGCUAACGAUGCGAAGAAGACACCAAAUGUUGUGGAAGCCACCAAUAAAAAUGGGCUUUACAAUAAAUUAGAGGAUAUUCAAAGCAGGCUUUCUCUGUGUGAGAAGGCCCUGGCAGAGUAUCUUGACACCAAGCGACUAGCCUUUCCCAGAUUCUAUUUCAUCUCCUCUGCUGAUCUGUUGGAUAUCCUUUCUAAUGGCACGGACCCUCACCAGGUUCAGCACCAUCUUUCCAAGCUUUUUGACAACACAGCAAAGAUGAAGUUUGAGACGGAUUCAGGUGGCACGCCAACUAAGAUUGGCCUUGGAAUGUACAGUAAAGAGGAUGAAUAUGUGGACUUUAAUGAGCCAUGUGACUGCACUGGUCAGGUUGAGGCAUGGUUAAAUCGGGUGCUGGACACAAUGAGGUCCACAGUUCGUCAUGAGAUGACCGAGGCUGUGACAGCGUAUGAAGAGAAACCCAGAGAACAGUGGCUGUUUGAUUAUCCCGCACAGGUGGCUCUGACAUGCACCCAGAUUUGGUGGACCACGGAGGUGGGAAUUGCUUUCUCCCGUCUAGAAGAGGGUUAUGAAAAUGCCAUCAAGGAGUACUACAAGAAACAAGUCAGCCAGCUAAACACCCUCAUAAACAUGCUGAUUGGCCAGCUGUCCACAGGAGACAGACAGAAGGUUAUGACCAUCUGCACCAUAGAUGUCCACGCUAGGGACGUGGUGGCCAAAAUCAUCUCUCAGAAGGUGGAAAACUCACAGGCUUUCGUGUGGCUGUCUCAACUGCGGCACCGUUGGGACGAAGACAAGAAGCACUGCUUCGCCAAUAUUUGUGAUGCCCAGUUUCUGUACUCAUAUGAGUACCUGGGAAAUACUCCCCGCUUGGUCAUCACUCCGUUGACAGACAGAUGCUACAUCACUCUGACCCAGUCCCUGCAUCUGACGAUGAGUGGGGCUCCAGCUGGCCCAGCCGGCACAGGGAAGACGGAAACCACCAAGGACCUGGGCAGAGCCCUGGGAAUCAUGGUCUAUGUCUUCAACUGCUCUGAGCAGAUGGACUACAAGUCGUGUGGAAACAUCUACAAAGGCCUAGCGCAAACCGGAGCUUGGGGAUGCUUUGAUGAGUUCAACAGAAUCUCAGUGGAGGUUCUCUCGGUGGUUGCUGUACAGGUUAAAAGCAUUCAGGAUGCCAUAAGAGAUAAGAAGAAGAGGUUUAACUUCAUGGGAGAAGAGGUCAACCUCUUCCCCUCUGUGGGGAUUUUCAUUACCAUGAACCCUGGAUAUGCAGGGAGGACAGAAUUGCCGGAGAAUCUAAAAGCACUCUUUCGACCCUGUGCAAUGGUGGUGCCAGACUUUGAGCUAAUCUGUGAGAUCAUGCUGGUUGCUGAAGGCUUCAUUGAAGCCAGACUUCUGGCCAGGAAGUUCAUCACCCUGUACCAACUCUGCAAAGAGCUUCUGUCUAAACAGGACCACUAUGACUGGGGCUUGCGUGCUAUCAAGUCUGUGUUGGUUGUGGCAGGGUCCCUAAAGAGAGGAGACCCAGAUAGACCAGAGGAUCAGGUGCUAAUGAGGGCUCUGCGAGAUUUCAACAUCCCUAAAAUCGUUACAGACGACAUGCCCGUCUUCAUGGGCCUCAUUAUAGACCUAUUCCCCGCUCUGGAUGUUCCACGCAAGAGAAACCUGGAUUUUGAGAAGUUUGUCAAGCAGUCUGUCCUAGACCUGAAGCUGCAGGCUGAAGAUAACUUCAUCCUGAAGGUCGUUCAGCUGGAAGAGCUUCUCGCCGUGAGGCACUCUGUGUUUGUGGUGGGAAAUGCUGGCACAGGAAAGUCUCAGGUGAUGAAAUCCCUGAACAAAACCUAUCUGAACAUGAAGCGCCGGGCCGUGUGGACCGACCUAAACCCGAAGGCAGUUACCAAUGAUGAACUCUUUGGGAUCAUCAACCCUGCCACCCGCGAGUGGAAAGAUGGGCUCUUCUCCUGUAUCAUGCGUGAGCUGGCCAACGUCAGCCACGAUGGCCCAAAGUGGAUUGUGUUGGAUGGAGAUAUUGACCCAAUGUGGAUUGAAUCUCUGAACACAGUCAUGGAUGACAACAAGGUGCUAACCCUAGCCAGCAAUGAGAGGAUUCCUCUGAACCCAACCAUGAGGCUAGUGUUUGAGAUCAGCCACUUGCGCACUGCAACCCCAGCCACUGUGUCUCGAGCUGGAAUCCUGUACAUUAACCCAGCAGACCUGGGCUGGAACCCACCUGUGUCCAGCUGGAUAGACAAAAGAGAGGUCCAGGCAGAGAAAGCAAAUUUGACCAUUUUGUUUGACAAGUACCUUCCCAUUUGCCUUGAUACCCUCAGAUCAAGGUUCAAAAAGAUCAUCCCAGUGCCUGAGCAAAGCAUGGUUCAGAUGCUGUGUCAUCUUCUUGAGUGUCUCCUUACACCCGAGCACACACCACCGGACUGUCCCAAGGAGUUGUAUGAGCUCUACUUUGUCUUUGCUGCCAUCUGGGCAUUUGGUGGAGCCAUGUUCCAGGACCAGCUGGUGGACUACAGAGUUGAAUUCAGUAAAUGGUGGGUGACUGAAUUCAAAACAAUUAAGUUCCCAUCUCAAGGCUCAGUGUUUGACUACUACAUUGACCCUGAGACAAAGAAAUUUGAACCAUGGUCAAAAAUGGUUCCCAAAUUCGAAUUUGAUCCAGAUAUACCUCUACAGGCCUGUCUGGUGCACACCACUGAGACCAUCCGAGUGCGCUACUUCAUGGACCGCCUGCUAGAGAGGAAGCGGCCAGUCAUGCUUGUGGGAAAUGCAGGCACUGGGAAAUCAGUUCUUGUCGGUGAUAAACUGGGCUCCCUUGAUCCAGAGAAAUACUUAAUCAAGAAUGUGCCUUUUAACUACUACACCACAUCUGCUAUGCUGCAGGCUAUUCUAGAGAAACCUUUGGAGAAGAAAGCUGGGAGGAACUAUGGCCCCCCUGGAAGCAAGAAGCUUGUGUACUUCAUAGAUGACAUGAACAUGCCAGAGGUGGAUGCAUACGGGACCGUGCAGCCACACACACUCAUCCGCCAGCACAUUGAUUACAACCACUGGUACGACAGGAGCAAGCUGUUGCUGAAGGAAAUCCACAACGUGCAGUAUGUGUCCUGCAUGAAUCCCACAGCGGGCAGCUUCACCAUCAACCCACGGCUGCAGCGGCACUUCUGCGUGUUUGCACUCUCCUUCCCUGGGAUGGACGCCCUGAGCACCAUCUACAGCAGCAUUCUGAGCCAGCACUUGAAGGGUGAUGGCUUCGGAGCUGUCCUGCAGAAGAGCUGCCCUCAGCUCAUCCAGUUGGCCUUGGGCCUGCACCAACGCGUGUCCUCCGGGUUCCUGCCUACCGCCAUCAAGUUCCACUACAUCUUCAACCUCCGCGACUUCUCCAACAUAUUCCAGGGCAUUCUGUUUUCCACAAGUGACUGCUUGAAAAGUCCCCAAGACCUGGUGAAAAUCUACCUUCAUGAGUCUAACAGAGUUUACAGAGACAAAAUGGUGGACAAAAAGGAUUUUGAGGCCUUUGAUAAGAUGCAGUCUGAUACAGUAAAAAAGUUUUAUGAGGAUAUAGAUGAAACCCUUGAAGAGACGAGAGUCAUGAAUAUGUACUUCCACUUUGCCUCUGGCAUGGGAGAGCCCAAGUACAUGCCAAUACAAUCAUGGGAGAGCCUCAAUAAGACCCUUCUGGAAGCCCUUGACAACUACAAUGAAGUCAAUGCUGCUAUGAACCUCGUACUCUUUGAGGAUGCCAUGUGUCAUAUCUGUCGCAUCAACCGCAUCCUGGAGUCUCCCAGAGGGAAUGCUCUGCUCGUAGGAGUGGGUGGCAGCGGUAAACAGAGCCUGACGCGGCUUGCAGCAUUCAUAAGCUCUUUGGAAGUGUUUCAGAUUACCCUGAAGAAAGGAUAUGGCAUCGUUGACCUUAAGAAUGAUUUGGCAGCACUGUACAUCAAAGCUGGGGUGAAGAAUAUUGGAACUGUGUUCAUGAUGACUGAUGCCCAGGUUGCAGAUGAAAAAUUCCUUGUUCUUGUCAAUGAUCUCUUGGCUUCAGGUGAAAUCCCAGAUUUGUUUCCUGAUGAUGAAGUGGAAAAUAUCAUAGGAGGUGUGAGAAAUGAGGUCAAAGGCCUCGGACUGAUGGACACUCGAGAAAACUGCUGGAAGUUCUUCAUUGAUCGUGUGCGCAGGCAGCUCAAGGUGGCCCUCUGUUUCUCCCCUGUGGGUAACAAGCUGAGGGUACGCAGCAGGAAGUUCCCAGCUGUAGUCAAUUGCACGGCCAUUGACUGGUUCCACGAGUGGCCCCAGGAGGCCCUUGAAUCGGUCAGCUUGCGCUUCCUCCAGGAGGUGGAGAACAUUGAGCCAGAGGUAAAGGACUCAAUCAGCAAGUUCAUGGCUUAUGUUCAUACAAGCGUGAAUGACAGCUCAAAAGCCUACUUGGCCAAUGACCGUCGGUACAAUUACACCACACCCAAGUCCUUUCUGGAGCAGAUCAAACUAUAUCAGAACCUGCUUGCCUUGAAAAGGAAAGACCUUACCAGCAAGAUGGAACGACUGGAGAAUGGCCUGGAGAAGCUCAACAGCACUUCUGCUCAGGUGGAUGACCUUAAGGCCAAGCUUGCUGCCCAGGAAGUGGAGUUGAAGCAGAAGAAUGAGGAUGCAGACAAGCUGAUCCAGGUGGUGGGGGUGGAGACGGAGAAGGUGAGCAAGGAGAAAGCGGUGGCCGAUGAGGAGGAGCAGAAGGUGGCACAGAUCGCUGUGGUGGUGAGCAAGCAGCAGCGGGAUUGUGAGGAGGACCUGGCCAAAGCGGAGCCAGCCCUUAUUGCUGCACAGGAGGCUCUCAACACUUUGAACAAGAACAACUUGACAGAGUUGAAGUCGUUCGGCUCCCCCGUGACCGCGGUCACCAAUGUGACAGCUGCUGUCAUGGUGCUGAUGGCCCCCGGGGGCCGGGUCCCCAAGGACCGCAGCUGGAAGGCGGCCAAGGCCAUGAUGGCCAAGGUUGACGGCUUCCUGGACGCCUUGGUCAACUUUAAAAAAGAGAACAUCCAUGAAAACUGCUUGAAAGCCAUUCAGCCGUACCUGCAGGAUCCAGAGUUUCGUCAGGAGCUUGUGGCCUCCAAGUCCUUUGCAGCUGCAGGUCUCUGCUCUUGGGUUAUCAACAUUGUAAGGUUUUAUGAGGUGUACUGUGAAGUGGAGCCCAAGAGACAGGCCCUCAGCAAAGCCAAUGCAGAACUGGCUGCUGCCCAGGACAAGCUGGCUACUAUCAAGGCUAAAAUCAAUCACCUUAAUGAGAACUUGGCGAAGCUGACAGCGAAGUUUGAGAAAGCCACGGCUGACAAACUCAAAUGCCAGCAGGAGGCUGAAUCCACUGCACUCACCAUCUCUCUUGCCAACCGUCUGGUGGGGGGGCUUGCAUCAGAGAAUGUUCGCUGGGCUGAAGCAGUCCGAAAUUUCAAGAUUCAGGAGAGUACACUGUGUGGGGACGUACUAUUGAUCACAGCCUUUGUGUCUUACCUGGGCUACUUCACCAAACGCUAUCGCGUUGAGCUGAUGGACAAAACCUGGAGGCCUUAUCUAAGCCAGCUCAAGGUUUCGAUUCCGGUCACUCCAGAAUUGGACCCGUUGACGAUGCUAAUGGACGAUGCUGACAUAGCGGCUUGGCAGAACGAGGGGCUGCCCGCAGAUAGGAUGUCCACGGAGAACGCCACCAUCCUCACCAGCUGUGAGCGCUGGCCACUCAUGGUCGACCCCCAGCUCCAGGGCAUCAAAUGGAUCAAGAACAAGUAUGGAGAGAACCUCAGGGUCAUCCGGAUUGGUCAGAGAGGAUAUCUGGAUUCUGUGGAGAGAGCAUUGUCUGCUGGUGACGCAGUUUUGAUUGAAAAUUUGGAAGAGAUGGUUGAUCCAGUGCUGGGACCCUUACUCGGUCGAGAAACUAUCAAAAAGGGGAGGUACAUUAAAAUUGGAGAUAAGGAAUGUGAAUACAGCCCCAAUUUCCGUCUGAUCCUUCACACCAAACUGGCGAAUCCUCACUACCAGCCCGAGAUGCAGGCACAGUGCACCUUGAUUAAUUUCACAGUGACCCGGGACGGCCUGGAGGAUCAGCUCCUGGCUGCUGUCGUUAACAUGGAAAGACCAGACUUGGAGGAGCUCAAGUCUAGCCUCACAAAGCAGCAGAAUGGCUUCAAGAUUACCCUGAAAACUUUGGAGGACAACCUCCUAUCCCGCCUGUCUUCUGCCUCUGGAAACUUCCUUGGGGACACAGAGCUUGUGGAAAACCUAGAGACAACGAAACGAACUGCUGCAGAAAUUGAGGAGAAGGUAAAAGAAGCCAAGGUGACUGAAGCCAAAAUCAAUGAAGCCAGGGAGCAUUACCGGCUUGCUGCAGCCAGGGCAUCCCUACUCUACUUCAUAAUGAACGACCUCAAUAAAAUCCACCCUAUGUAUCAGUUCUCUUUGAAGGCCUUUAGCGUGGUCUUCCAGAGCGCUGUGCUGAAGGCACCUCCUGAUGAAACCCUCAAGCAGCGGGUCUCCAAUCUCAUCGACAACAUCACGUCGUCUGUCUUCCAGUACACAACGCGCGGCCUCUUUGAGUGCGAUAAACUCACGUACACCGCCCAGCUCGCCUUCCAGAUUUUGCUGAUGAAUAAAGAGAUCAACCCAACAGAACUGGAUUUCCUUCUGAGGUACCCUGCUCAGCCUGGCCUGUCCUCACCUGUUGACUUCCUGUCCAGUCAGUCCUGGGGUGGCAUCAAGGCACUGUGCGCCAUGGAUGAGUUCCGGAAUCUGGACCGCGAUAUUGAGGGGUCGGCCAAGCGUUGGAAGAAGUUUGUGGAGUCUGAGUGUCCGGAGAAGGAGAAGUUCCCCCAGGAGUGGAAGAACAAGACGGCUCUUCAGAGGCUGUGCAUGAUGAGGGCCUUGAGACCUGACCGCAUGACCUACGCUGUGAGGGAUUUUGUGGAGGAGAAACUGGGAAGUAAAUACGUUGUGGUCAGAUCUCUGGACUUUGCAAUUUCCUUUGAAGAAUCUGGGGCAGCAACUCCCAUGUUCUUUAUCCUGUCUCCUGGUGUGGACCCUCUUAAGGAUGUGGAGAAACAUGGAAGAAAACUGGGCUAUACCUUUGACAACAAAAACUUCCACAACGUGUCCCUGGGGCAAGGGCAGGAAGUGGUGGCCGAGCAGGCGUUGGAUCUGGCAGCGAGAGAGGGGCACUGGGUCAUAUUGCAGAACAUCCAUCUGGUGUCCAAAUGGCUGAGUACGCUGGAGAAGAAGCUGGAGCAGCACAGUGAGGGCAGUAACCAGGAGUUCCGCGUUUUCGUGAGCGCUGAGCCGUCAGGCUCCCCGGAGGGACACAUCAUCCCCCAGGGCAUCCUGGAGAACUCCAUCAAGAUCACCAACGAGCCACCCACGGGCAUGCACGCCAACCUUCACAAGGCUCUGGACAACUUCAACCAGGACACACUGGAGAUGUGCGCACGGGAGAAUGAGUUCAAAAGCAUUCUGUUCGCCUUGUGCUACUUUCAUGCGGUGGUGGCAGAGAGGCGAAAGUUCGGUCCGCAGGGCUGGAAUCGAAGCUAUCCCUUCAAUACAGGAGACCUCACCAUCUCUGUGAAUGUUCUGUACAACUACCUAGAGGCCAAUGCCAAGGUGCCGUACGAUGACCUGCGCUAUCUUUUUGGAGAGAUCAUGUAUGGAGGUCACAUCACGGAUGACUGGGACAGAAGAUUGUGCAGGACCUACUUGGAGGAGUUCAUCAAGCCAGAGAUGAUGGAAGGAGAACUCUGCCUGGCCCCUGGCUUCCCCUUGCCUGGAAAUAUGGACUACAACAGUUACCACCAGUACAUCGAUGCCACUCUCCCUGCGGAAUCGCCCUAUCUGUACGGGCUGCACCCCAAUGCCGAGAUUGGGUUCCUCACGCAGACGUCGGAGAAGCUGUUCCGCACGGUGCUGGAGAUGCAGCCCAGGGACAGCAGUGCUGGAGAAGGCGGCGGUACCACCCGGGAGGAGAAGGUGAAAUCAGUUCUGGAUGAGAUCAUGGAGAAACUACCAGAGGACUUCAACAUCGUAGAGCUCAUGAGCAAAGUGGAGGAGCGGACCCCCUAUAUCGUGGUCGCCUUCCAGGAGUGUGAGCGCAUGAACAUGCUGACCCAGGAGAUAAAACGCUCUCUCAAAGAACUCAACCUGGGCCUGAAGGGAGAGCUCACGAUGACAAGUGAGAUGGAAAACCUGCAGAACUCCAUUUUCCUCGACCUAGUACCCGAGUCGUGGACCAAGCGGGCCUACCCAUCGAUGGCAGGGCUGGCGGCCUGGUUCGUGGACCUCCUCAACCGCAUCAAAGAGCUGGAGACGUGGACGUCGGACUUCUCCCUGCCCUCCGCAGUGUGGCUGGCGGGCUUCUUCAACCCCCAGUCCUUCUUGACGGCCAUCAUGCAGUCCAUGGCCAGGAGGAACGAAUGGCCGCUGGACAAGAUGACGCUGCAGUGCGACGUGACCAAGAAGAACCGCGAGGACUUCAGCAGCCCCCCCAGAGAGGGCGCCUAUGUCCACGGCCUGUUCAUGGAGGGAGCACGCUGGGACACGCAGGCUGGGAUAAUUGCGGAGUCCCGAUUGAAAGAAUUAACACCUUCUGUGCCUGUCAUCUUUAUCAAAGCCAUCCCUGUUGACAAGCAGGAGACUCGAAACGUGUACCAAUGCCCUGUUUACAAAACCAGGCAGAGAGGACCCACUUACGUGUGGACCUUCAACCUGAAGACCAAAGAGAACCCGUCCAAGUGGACCUUGGCAGGUGUUGCUCUGCUACUUCAGAUAUGAAAUAAUAUUUCAUGUUAUUCAUAUUCAUAUCAAGAACUAGAAAUGUAUAUCGAUGCUCAGUAUGCCUUGUUGUUGUAUGCGUUUAUAUCCUACAAUCAAAUUCAUACAGAUUAACUUGUUUCCAUAAAAGUGUGUUCCAUUAUAUUAAUAGCAUGAGCAGGAAUCUGUUAUCUUUGGUAUCUAUGUUAUUUCUUUCCUUGUUAAAUGAACAUUAAUUAAAUUUUUCAUUUAAAA
Molecule: messenger RNA, 13629 nt
Organism: Conger conger (European conger)
Lineage: Eukaryota; Metazoa; Chordata; Actinopteri; Anguilliformes; Congridae
Gene: dnah9
Product: dynein, axonemal, heavy chain 9
Exons: 69
Coding region: 1-13395 (4464 amino acids)
Biological process (GO): microtubule-based movement
Cellular component (GO): dynein complex
Molecular function (GO): dynein intermediate chain binding; minus-end-directed microtubule motor activity; dynein light intermediate chain binding
Source: RefSeq, a predicted model, not a curated record